Synchiropus splendidus (mandarinfish) is the source of this 3716-nucleotide messenger RNA. RefSeq names its product brain-derived neurotrophic factor (gene bdnf). Bases 604 to 1413 code for a protein of 269 amino acids. NCBI's taxonomy places the organism in Eukaryota, Metazoa, Chordata, Actinopteri, Syngnathiformes, Callionymidae. Gene Ontology annotation, molecular function: growth factor activity; nerve growth factor receptor binding. Gene Ontology annotation, biological process: nerve growth factor signaling pathway; memory; nerve development. The record is from RefSeq and is a predicted model, not a curated record. The transcript has 2 exons.
AAAUAAAUAAUAAAAAAAAAUGUAUCUGGCCUCCGUGAGCAGGAAUACGGAAGCACAGCGGCUUGGCUGGGGCUUUAAAUAUCCGCAGACGUGCUGGUGCGGAUGCGCGGUAGGUAGGCGGACAAACAAGAGCGCACAAUGCGCACUGGAGACGCAUUAAUAGUUCCGCCUCGGGGCUGUUUAAACAGCGGCGACCAGUCAGCCAGCGGCAGGUCACAUGUUGCAGCGUCAUUGUGUAGUAAAGUUACACUUCUUGCACAGGGAUCCUCAUUCCAGCUCCAGAGCUCUCGCUCGCUCUCGCUCUCACUCUCGCUCUCAUCCUGCUGCCGCCGCGCCGCUGAAAAACCAUGCGACAAGUUGAGUUUCAGACAAUCGCCAGAGGAGCCGCGCAGCCAUGGGAGUGCAUUACCUCAGCCGUGCAAUUUCCACCAUCAAUAAUUUAAUCUAUUUGCUCCAAAGCUGAAGAGAUAUCGGGAGAGUCAGGAAGGGAAAUAACCGCUCAAUCACUCGGGGAGUUGACCAGAACAUCCCAGAUGACACUGUCCUGUUGAAUGGUCUGUUUUUACGACUGGGCAGCGAAAGUUCCACCAGGUUAGAAGAGUGAUGACCAUCCUGUUCCUUGCUAUGGUUAUUUCAUACUUCAGUUGCAUGAGAGCUAUGCCCCUGAGAGACGCCCCAGGCAUGAGGGGCCAUCGGACGGAAGGCUACUUGGGCGCUGCUGCGACGGCCACCAGAGGCCACGGGACUCCACAGAGCGGUGGCGGGCUAGGUCAGCGCGGGGAAUUGCCUUCGCUGACAGACACCUUUGAGCAGGUGAUAGAGGAGCUCCUGGAAGUGGAGGGAGAGGCGGCACAGCUGGGACAUGGGGCUGAUAAGAGCCAGGGAGGUGGGGGUCCAUCAUCUGCGGUCGCCACGGAGACCAAGGAUGUGGACCUGUACGACUCACGAGUGAUGAUCAGCAACCAAGUGCCUUUGGAGCCCCCCUUACUCUUUCUGCUGGAGGAAUACAAAAACUAUCUGGAUGCUGCUAACAUGUCCAUGAGGGUGCGACGACACUCUGACCCCUCGCGCCGCGGAGAGCUCAGCGUGUGUGACAGUAUUAGCCAGUGGGUGACUGCUGUGGACAAAAAGACAGCGAUUGACAUGUCUGGGCAGACGGUCACCGUCAUGGAGAAGGUCCCUGUCCCCAACGGCCAACUGAAGCAAUACUUUUAUGAGACCAAAUGUAACCCCAUGGGGUACACGAAGGAGGGCUGCAGAGGAAUUGACAAGCGGCAUUAUAAUUCUCAAUGCAGGACAACCCAGUCCUACGUGCGAGCGCUUACCAUGGAUAGCAAAAAGAAGAUUGGCUGGCGGUUUAUAAGGAUAGACACUUCCUGUGUAUGCACAUUGACCAUUAAAAGAGGGAGAUAGUGUAUAAAAUGUAUAGAUUUUAUUGAAGAGUUUAAAAAAGAGAAUAAAGAGAAAAUAUCUAUUUGUAUAUAUACAUAACAGGGUAAAUUAUUCCGUCAGAUGAAAAUUUUAUGGACUGCAUGUAAAAAAAGAUGAAGUUUAUACAGUAAAAGUGAUAUUACAGUCUAUUUAUUGAACAUAUUCAUGACCUUGUAAACAAUUAAAAAAAAUCUGAUCAGUCAUUUGCGCCCAGUUUAAAUUACUAUAUCACAUUUCUCAAGACCUUGUGAUUUGUUUAUGUUGCCAAGAAAUUUGGAGAUGAAGGAAGAGAGAGGGGAAAAAAACAACAACAACCACGGCAAGGAAAGAUGACAGAGGACACUUCCAUCGUCAAAAGCUUGCAUGCUGCUUCAAUUGUGAAUUGAAAAAUUCUACACUUUCUGGAAAUGCUGACCAAAAAAGAAAAAAAAAAAAAGAAAGAAACAUUCCGUACUUAGCGGAAAAAAACGACAAAUUUAUCUGUUUACUGUUCAAAACUUCCUAAGGUAAUGUUGGAAUACAUAAUAUGUCAAGGUGCUGUUGUCAAAGCUUUGCUGUUUAUUUUUUUAUCCCCACCAGAAGAAAAGAUAUAUUUAAGAAUAUUUAAGUAUAUAUUUAUACUGUAUACUGUGGACAGUACACAGUAUAUAUAUUUACAUAUAUGUUGGGUUAAUAUUCUUGAUUUUGUAUGUUGUGAAGUUGUUUGCAAUAUUAAACUGAAAAUAUUUGAAGAAAUAAAAAUGAUUAUAGGCAACUGAAAAAAAAACUAAUUCAAUGUUGAUAAAGUUUCAACAACCUAUUUGGGGGCAGACAGCUUUAUUGAAGAGUCAAAGACCCGAUUUCACACAUCUACCGCUGAACCAUCGAGGCCAAGUCGAGGCUAGUGAUCCAAAAUGCUUGAUAGAUUGAUUGUUGCUAAAACACUCAUACAUUUGGGUCAAUAAGAUGGAAAAAUGUCUCUUGCAGUUAUGGACCUUAAAAAAAAGAAAAAGAAAAAAAAAGGUUCUUGUUUAUUUUGAGGAGGGAAUGGCGUACUCACACGCAGGUGUUCAAAGACAGAAUCCAGCCUCACAUGGAACAUUUCCCAGACAUGAAAACACAUUACAAGCACAGCGCCCGCUCAUGCAAGUGAGGACUAGUACAUCUAGGCCACAAGGGCAUAUGAAGCAGCGAUGACAGCGAUGAAUCCAUCCGCUCAUACAUUUGUGUACACUGACAAUAUACACCCAACGUUGGAUUGGUGCAUGCUAAUCCCAUCAUUUAAUCUUGGACAAAAGCACAAUCAUCCGGCCUUCAUAUGCAGCUGCAGUCGCUCGGAUCCGACCUGAUAUUUGGUUUGCUCAACUCUCACAUGCUUUCUACAGGUUAUAACUCAACAGUGAUGAAGAAAACAGAAGGAAUUUCCAAGUCAUGAUGGCACAGACCUUUUCUCGCUUUCAUGUGAUCAAGCACUAUCAAAAGGAUUUGUUUAGAGGAAGCUGCGGCAAAUAAAGAAAAACAAUGGGACCAACCGCUAGGUCUGAGCCAUUUGUGUUACAACACAUCCUCCACUUGAAGGUAAGUCUGACCUUCAAACCACAGUGGAACCGGAAUUUUGAAGCGGUGCCAAUGAGAUGCAUGAAAUCACAACCAAAAUGCUCCUUGGAUUUCCUUGGACCCCCCAGAAGAACGCAAAGUCACUGUGAGUAGCUGCUAAUGGCUGUGAAGUCAGGUCCAAAACAGAGUCUGUGUGAUUUAAGAUUAAUGUGCACAGUGAUUCCCAAAUAAUCUGUUGUCAUGGACUAGAUUUACCGGGAUUUAAUGCCAUGGCCCAUAAACUUUUCGUCACUGCAGCCAAACAAAGAGGGAAAAAUUCCACCUUAAGACAGAAAUUCAGCCUGCAAGUCUGAACGCAAUCCAAUCCUCUUCAUACAGACACAAUGAAUCAAACUUUCAACAAGCAUUUUUAACAAUAUCCAAGCUGCGGAGUGAAUAUCAAGCCGGAGCCUGAAGCUAUUUCUGUUGAACAAGGCUGCACCACCAGAAACCCCCUUCACCAGUUGCUCACUUGAUAAAUUAAUAAGGAACACUGACUUUUGUUUCAGCAGUGACAGAAGUGGGGUGUGUUGUCUUCGGUGACCAUCAAUCAUUCAUGUGCAUAAAUCUUCUCGAAUAACAUACAAUUUCACUGUGGUUGAAGAUAACAACCCGCGGAAAGCCAGAUAAUCAAAACACACCUCCCUGAAAUUCAGCGUGUCAUUCGACUGCGUUUUUUUGCAUCGAAACCAACUAAAUCACUCAUCUUA